AAGGCAGCAAGGAAGGCAGCAAGGAAGGCAGCAAGGAAGGCAGCAAGGAAGGAAGGAAGGAAGGCAGCAAGGAAGGCAGCAAGGAAGGCAGCAAGGAAGGCCCGACGACCCAACGACUUCAGUGGCUUCCGAUUUUUGGGGUUUGGACUGAAUGACGACUGUCGGUGACAUCAGACAAGUGAGCAUAUCUGUACUUGUCCACGUCUAAGUUGCCAUCAGGAUGCCUAAGCUUUCCAUCACAAGCAAAUAAUGAAGCAAGGUCACGACAUCAGAAAUAUGGCUUUUUCAUAUCAGUGUAACAUUGGGCCACGACAAGAAGGUCAAAGUGGGAUUGACGAAGGGAAGGCCACAAAGGGAAGGAGCAGAACGCCUCCUGGACGAGACGGCCAAUGGCAGGACGCCCCCGCCCACCCACCCCGACCUACCAACGACAAUCUUCUUAUUUGCGUCUCGGCAGACAAGCACAAGUGGACAGGAUGCGAGUCGUCCCGUUCACUCGUCUGGUGAUGUGUCUUGAUGGAAGGCAACGGCACGCUGAUGCUGAGUCUUGAUGGCUUCAUAGACGUGGACACGUACAGAUGUGUUUAUUUUCUGUUCUUGUUGGCAAUGUAUAUUCUCAUCCUCUGCUCUAACGGCACCAUUAUUUGUCUGGUCUGGAUUCACAGGAACCUUCAUGAGCCCAUGUAUGUUUGCAUUGCGUGUUUGUCCCUCAACUCUCUUUUUCUCAGCACUACUGUCUAUCCCAAACUCUUUGCGGACGUCUUGUCGAAGCAUCAGAGCAUUUCUUUGUCCUUUUGUCUGCUCCAGUUUUUUUUCUUUUACUCUUUCGGUGCGUCUGACAUCACGUUGUUGUUGGUCAUGUCUUACGACAGGUACGUGUCCAUCUGCAGCCCUCUUCGGUACGCCUCGGUCAUGGGCGCAAGAAGGGUCAGCGUUUUCUUGGCUUUGGCCUGGUUUGUGCCAGGCUGUCUGCUGAUGGUGACAAUUUCCAUGCAGUCCAAACAAAAAAUCUGCAGCUUGACUUCGGGUGGAAUUUUUUGCAACGGUGCAAUGUUGAAGAUUUACUGUAUGAUACCAAUGCCAGUGAUGGGGUGGACUUUUUUUGGCAUCUCAACUGUGGUGCUCCUUCCCGUGUUGCUCAUCCUCUUCACAUACGUCAAGAUAUUCAUAGUUAGCUAUCGUAGUCUAGCCUGGAAAAAAGCCGUGGAUACGUGUUUACCGCAUGUGAUUGUUUUAAUCGCAACUGUGGCUUUGGUCCUAUGCGACGCCGUCAUCGGGCUACUGGGGUCGGUACUUCCCAAAAGUGUGCAACUGAUUACGACUGUACAAACAGUGGUGUACACUCCUCUGCUCAAUCCAAUGGUAUACGGCUUGAAGCUGAAAGAAAUCCGCAAGCACAUCGACAAACUCUUUCGUUCCAAUCAUGUCGGAGCUAUGGCAAAUCAGGUGGAAUGAAAUGUGCCAAUAGUUGCUCACUUGUUGUGCUGAGACUGGCGCCCUCUUUUCACUUGAGUCCAAUAACGGCCGUGCCGUGCCGUGCCUGCACAUGUCUCCGUUUGUCACCUGACUGCCUGCUAAUCAAGGAAUGGCCUGCAUCUGCUGCAGCUCCUGAGGUCCCCUACUUGACCUCUGUGUAUUGUGCCAGUGCUUGUCGCUUCGUCUGCUUACCCUGCCCGUUAAAGACACCACUGCUUCUCUGUUGCCGACCGCGCUUUGAUCGCCCGCCGCCUGCCCCGGCCGCUUGCGCGGCGGCCUUUGGGCGCGCUUCCGAUCGCCGCCUGCCUCCACCACACAC
Messenger RNA from Syngnathus typhle (broad-nosed pipefish), 1795 nucleotides. RefSeq names its product olfactory receptor 1P1-like. Lineage: Eukaryota; Metazoa; Chordata; Actinopteri; Syngnathiformes; Syngnathidae. Gene Ontology annotation, biological process: G protein-coupled receptor signaling pathway. The record is from RefSeq and is a predicted model, not a curated record. The transcript has 2 exons. Gene Ontology annotation, molecular function: G protein-coupled receptor activity; olfactory receptor activity. Bases 517 to 1455 code for a protein of 312 amino acids. Gene Ontology annotation, cellular component: membrane.